Messenger RNA from Melozone crissalis (California towhee), 3111 nucleotides. RefSeq names its product SWI/SNF related, matrix associated, actin dependent regulator of chromatin, subfamily a like 1 (gene SMARCAL1). The transcript has 17 exons. Gene Ontology annotation, molecular function: ATP-dependent chromatin remodeler activity; ATP binding. The record is from RefSeq and is a predicted model, not a curated record. Bases 166 to 3054 code for a protein of 962 amino acids. Lineage: Eukaryota; Metazoa; Chordata; Aves; Passeriformes; Passerellidae. Gene Ontology annotation, biological process: replication fork processing; DNA repair. Gene Ontology annotation, cellular component: nuclear replication fork.
CGGAGCCUCCGCGGCGGGCGGGAAGAAAGCCUGACCUCCGGGACCGCGGGGGUGGCGGGGGUACCCGAGGGACGGACUGGCCUCUCUUCCUCUAAAGAAGCAGUUGCCUCUGUGAUUAAUUCCUAAUGUAGUUUUGGUAGAGACUUGUUGUUGGAGUUGUUGAAGAUGUCAUCAGGCCUUACAGAGGAGCAGAAGAGGAGGAUAGAGGAGAACCGACGGCUGGCUUUGGCCAGGAGGGCAGAGAGGCUGGCAGCCCAGGGCGCUGGGCACGGGGGCAUCGCUGCAGCUCUGCACACUGGGCACGGGCUGGGCAAGCCGGGCGGCUCCAAGGAGGAAAACAAUCAUGUCGGGUUCAUCAGCCAGCCCCCACGCAAUCCAAACACGCCUGUGGAGCAGAGGAGCUGUCUCCAGAAAGGCUAUAACCAUUACACAGCCAAGCAACAGAUGGCUGGCUCACACAGAGAGCAGCUGAAGAGUUGUUCAGAGGACUCGGAGCAAGCAAGUGGCCUAAAGCAGUUCCCUGUGAUGAUCCCGAAUUCUCUGAGUUAUUCCCAUAAACAUUUCUUGGAUGCUGGUAGUCAGGAAGAUGGACAGCACACUUCAGUUAAUCAUGGAACAUUCCAGCAGCCCAAAUGCAACCCAGCGUUCAAAAACCCCACAGGACUGCCUCAUCCAAGAUUCACUGAUAAUGGGCACCCUGAGGGUAGUAAAGAUUUACAAACUCAGGACAAAUCUGCCACUAAAUAUGUUUCACCACCAAGUGAUGCAGAAAUGCUGGAAAGCAUGAACACAGUGACAGAAAGAACAGGGGGAGGUUUUGUCUCUCAGGCCAGUGGUGGGAUGCAGAAGCUGGCCACCUCUGCUGGUGUGGGCUCUGCCUUUGAAGCUGCCUCUCACAAGAAAGCAAUUAACGUUACAAAAGGAAAAUGUGUGAAAUAUGGGGAAGACCGAUUCCAGGUUGAAAUAGGGUACAAUGCUGAACUUAUUGCUGUGUUUAAGAAGGUUCCAAGCAAAGCCUAUGAUCCUGCUAUGAAAAAAUGGAAUUUCAGCAUGGAAGAUUACAGCAGUGUCUUGGAAGCAGCAAAUCAACUUUCAUCAGUAAUUCUGGCACCACUGGAAGGAGAAAGUGUGGUUGGCUUGGCAUCAGGCUCUCAUUUUGUUGGCAGCAGGGUUGAUGUGAAAUCCCUCUUGAAGAUGUGUAAGAGCUGGAAGAAGCCCUCAGCCCUGGUCAAGGGGAAGUGUGUGCUCAUCUCCCGCCUGCGAUUUGAGGUCGAUGUUGGGUAUUCUGCAGAAGUGAUUGCAGUGUUCAAAAAGAUGGAUUCCAGAAAUUAUGAUAUGAAUACCAGAAAGUGGAAUUUCCUGCUGGAAGAUUACCCCAAACUAAUGCAAGAGUUACUGAGCCUCGUGUCCGUAGAAGUGGAGCCACUGCCUGAAGCAGUAAUUAAGACCUUUGCUGCUCAGCUCCAGAGAUCUCCAUCACUGACAGACAUUCCUGAUGCUGACCUUUCAGGAGUGGACUCCAAAAUUGUGACGAGCCUCAUGCCCUUUCAGCGGGAAGGUGUGAAUUUUGCCAUUUCCAGAAAGGGACGUUUGCUGCUGGCGGAUGACAUGGGCCUGGGCAAGACCAUCCAGGCCAUCUGCAUUGCUGCCUAUUACCAGCAGGAGUGGCCCUUGCUGGUGGUCACUCCUUCUUCUGUGAGGUUUACAUGGGCAGAGGCAUUUCACAGAUGGCUUCCAUCCUUGAGUCCAGGAAGCACCAAUGUUGUAGUGAGUGGGAAAGACAACCUAACAGGAAGCUUGAUCAACAUCAUCAGUUUUGAUCUCCUCAGCAGGAUGGACAAGCAACUUAAGAGCACAUUCCAAGUAGUUAUUGUUGAUGAAUCUCAUUUCCUGAAGAACACAAAAACUGCACGCUGCCAAGCUGCCAUGCCUCUACUCAAGGCUGCCAGGAGGGUGAUCCUGCUCUCGGGAACGCCGGCCAUGUCGCGGCCCGCGGAGCUGUACACGCAGAUCGCCGCCGUGCAGCCCAGCUUCUUCCCGCUCUUCCACUCCUUCGGCCUGCGCUACUGCGACGCCAGGAAGAUGCCAUGGGGUUGGGACUACUCUGGAUCAUCCAACUUAACUGAACUGAAAAUUUUGCUGGAAGAGUCGAUCAUGAUCCGACGUCUGAAGUCGGAUGUGCUCUCCCAGCUUCCAGCAAAGCAACGCAAAAUGGUUGUGGUGGCUCCUGAAGGCAUUAGUGCAAAGACCAAAGCUGCCUUGGCAGCUGAAGCAAAAAAGAUGGCCAAAGGAUAUGAAAGUAAACAACAGGAGAAGGAAGCUCUUCUUGUCUACUUCAGCAGAACAGCAGAAGCCAAAAUCCGCUCAGUCGUAGAGUACAUCCUGGAGUUACUGGAAAGUGGGAAGAAUAAAUUCCUGGUGUUUGCUCAUCACAAGAUAAUGCUGGAUGCAGUAGCUGCAGAGCUGAAGAAGAAACACGUCGAGCACAUUCGCAUUGACGGCUCCACAUCCUCAGCUGAGCGGCAGACUCUGUGCCAGAAGUUCCAGCUCUCAGAGAAGCAGGCUGUGGCUGUCCUGUCCCUCACUGCUGCAAACGUGGGCCUGACAUUGUCUGCUGCAGAUCUGGUGGUGUUUGCAGAGCUCUUCUGGAACCCAGGGAUUUUGAUCCAAGCAGAAGAUCGGGCACACCGAAUUGGACAGACCAGCUCUGUUAAUGUUCACUACCUGGUGGCUAAAGGCACAGCAGAUGACUACUUAUGGCCAAUGAUUCAGGAGAAGAUCAAAGUGCUGGGUGAAGCUGGCCUUUCAGAAACCAAUUUCUCUGAAACAGCUGAGUCAUCUAAUUACUGUCCUAAGACAGAUCCAAAGCAGAAGACAAUCUUUGACCUUUUCCAGAAGACCUUCUCUGAGAGCAGAGAUGAUGCUGAUGAUGUUUUGUUUUUGGAGGCAGCUGAUGCUGGCUGUGAGUUUGACUCUGGCAGUGCCCUGCAAGACAGAGAAGCAGAGGCAUGUUCAGUGAGUCCCAAAAAAAAGCGGCGUAUUGAGGAAGUGUAAAUGGUGACAGCUAAAAAUAAUAUUUUUAAUAUUUUUUUUAUUAAAAAAGAAAAACCA